GCCUUUUAUCAUCAAAUGAAAACUGAUACUAUUCACCCUGCCCGGGACAGCUUUCUGAAUAAACGAGCUGACAUUCCGAUAAGGCAGAUUGAUCAUAGCAAGGUUGAUAAAGGCUGCUGGAAAGCAGAGUAUAUCCCGCGUCGAACAUGACAUUUUCCUGUCCUGCAACUUGAGAAGUUGGCAUAAGCAUGGACGACAACCUACCGUCAUAUGGAGAGGCAACGACUCGCGAUCAUUGGUCCAUCAUAGCAUCUUUUGUUAGAUCUGCGGACCUCUGCUCUGCGGCUUUAGUAUGUCGAGAGUGGAACAGAAUAUUCUCGCCAUUGUUGUGGGGCAAUCCUGCUUCUCACUUUGGCAGAGAGAAUGAUGCUGUCUACGUAGCCCUAGUGAGAUUCAAACGUACGCUUCUGUGGGCAAGACCAAGCACACGCGAGCAAACGCACACGCUGCAUUUCCCACCUGCGCAAGCCGAGAUAUACGGUGGCCCGCAUUCAGAAUGGUUGCGUGAUAUUCUAGACCGACUCCCUAAGCUUCAGUCUUUGGUUGUCUCCCAUCUGCCAUUCUUUGAUCACGGAGCGUUGUCAAGUUUAGUACGCCUCGGUCAAUCGAAUAAUGUUCAAGGACUAACCGCCGCGACUUACAACCUGCGUCUUCUUGAUGCGUCAUACUGUAAUAAUGUCACACCGCAUGCUUUAGCCGCUGCCUUGAAACUCUUUCCCGCUCUUAUCUAUCUCGACCUUUCGGGUACAUCAUCAGCUCGAUAUCCAGAAGUCCUCUCUAGCCUUGCAUACAUACCAGCUUUGCAGAUUUUGAAGUUGCAGAGACUAUUUUUGGAUGAUGAUGAGCUCAAUGUUCUAAUUAGAGCCAUUGGGAGGAAACUGCGCAGUUUAGACUUACGAUGGAAUCGUAUCACCGACCAGGGAGUUCGGAAUCUAAUUCAAGAUUCCAUCCGGCCUAAUAUGACUCUCAUUGGCUACGAGAGUCCUCAUCGAUUCAACACAAAACUGCAGCAGAUUCUAGAUAGCCACCAACAGGACGAAUUCAUUUGUGACCAGCUUACAAGUGGCUUCGUUACCUACCUUGGUAUUGAGUGCAUGUCUGGUCAAGGUCUUACACAUCUCUACAUUUCGAAUAACUUGGUGACCAUCGCUGGCGCAUCUGGCCUUCUUAAGUGUGCGCAGUUGCGAGUUUUGGACCUCGGUGACAUUGUCACAGAAACGCUGGUGAGAGGGCCAACAGAAUACGACACCCGACGCAUGUACCCUUCACUGCCGCGAGCAGAGAAUCUAAUUCCGAUCAUUGAAAAUCAUGCAGAAGGACUCACCUAUCUGAGAAUCAAUCAUGCUGUCGUCACUCAACCUGUACCAGCGAAGGACUGCAAAGUAGUCGAGAUGGACGGAACAACUUCGGCACUUCCGCCAAGAGGUGUUGUUGAGUUGGAUACAGCUCAGCAUGUCAUAAACGAAAUGCCAGACGACCGCCAGAAUGAGUUGAUUGCAGAUUUCACUGUUUAUGCGGAAUUGGAUGGUUCUCCUGUGACUACAAUUCCUCUCCACGAGCAGGUUUCGUCACCUGGAAUUCGCGUUCAGGAAAGCAUUAUUAAUGCGAACGUCAAUGCGGAACCAGCAUCAGUUGUGAGUCCUACUGUGGAUUCUUCUGGUGGAUUGUUCUCGCCAAUAUCGCCAAUGUCGCUGGAUAUGCCGAAGCCCUUGCAACUACAUCAUAGCUCUUCAGGUAGCCUUUUGAGGAUUCAAAUGGAGGGGACGUACACACCGGAGUCCUUAAGUGGCCUGGAAGUUGACGAGCGUACCAUUGAUACAGAUCUACCCGAAGUAGUACAAUACGAUCACCGAACAUAUUCAGGUGUUUGGGAUGAUCACGAAAGUCGACUGAGAUUUCGACGAUCGCAAACUCACGCUUUGCUCCCUGGAACACUUGGCAAUAUUCGGACACUUGUUCUUAGUAGCGUGCCAUCUAAGCCAGACACACCAGAAAUCGCUGCACGUAUUAUUGAUUUUAUUAAAGGUUGCGCCGAAGAAGAGCAAUGGGCUGAGCUGCUUGCUUCAGUCGGCUAUCAGCUCCCACCUGGACGAGACAGACGAAGUGCAGAACGUCAUUAUGCCCAUACACUCUUUCCACUAGAAAAGCUGGUUCUUGAAGUGGUAUCAAAGCAAGAUGGGGCAGACUCUCAGAGUGGCUGGAUUCGCCCUUCUUCUCAGUCGCGGAUGCUCUCAUCAACGCUUGAUCCGGAUUGCGAAACGUACUUGAAUGCGGCGAGGCACGAUUUCUCCUUUUUCGGAUCAGAAGAAUGUGGUCAGCCAGAUAGAGAAGGACUAGCACCUUUUCCUACUGCGAUAUUUCGAGAAAAGAUGACACAUGCAGAUGAUUGCCAGACUUUAAAGGGACACAACAAUACGGCAGGAAUUCAACGAGUGUAUGAUGUUAUUGGCGAUAUUUCAAGCUUUCGACAGGCAAAGAAAGAAGAGCAUAACUUUGCAUGUGGAAAUGGCCAUAUCGAUGGGUAUUGGAGUGGUACAAUUGAGGUAGUACGUCCCAUGCAUUGAUGAAGCUGCGCAGAUCAUUCUCCCGGGGCUUCUAAGUUGCGGGGAAAUUGUUAUCUUCAAUAUUGAUAUGAGAACAAGGCUCAAUAAUUUCAAUUGUAGUCUUUCUCACUGCUUUUGCGGUGCUGCAGAUGCCCCAGGCGCAACGCUUGCUAG
This is a messenger RNA of Verruconis gallopava, 2717 nucleotides long. RefSeq lists its product as uncharacterized. The transcript is spliced from 3 exons. Gene Ontology annotation, biological process: SCF-dependent proteasomal ubiquitin-dependent protein catabolic process. The coding region runs from base 189 to 2564 and encodes 791 amino acids. Gene Ontology annotation, cellular component: SCF ubiquitin ligase complex. Lineage: Eukaryota; Fungi; Ascomycota; Dothideomycetes; Venturiales; Sympoventuriaceae. The record is from RefSeq and is a predicted model, not a curated record. Gene Ontology annotation, molecular function: protein binding.